This is a messenger RNA of Cygnus atratus (black swan), 2626 nucleotides long. RefSeq names its product cAMP-dependent protein kinase inhibitor alpha (gene PKIA). Gene Ontology annotation, molecular function: cAMP-dependent protein kinase inhibitor activity. The coding region runs from base 427 to 687 and encodes 86 amino acids. The record is from RefSeq and is a predicted model, not a curated record. Gene Ontology annotation, biological process: negative regulation of cAMP-dependent protein kinase activity. The transcript is spliced from 5 exons. Gene Ontology annotation, cellular component: nucleus; cytoplasm. Lineage: Eukaryota; Metazoa; Chordata; Aves; Anseriformes; Anatidae.
GGGCGGAGAGGAUGACUUCAUGCCGCCGGAGCGCCGUGAAUUUAGGAGCAGCUGCCGCCGGCACCGCCGGCACCGGGAUGUGGGGGUGAAGAGGCAGCGGGAGCUGAGGGAGGGGCAGCGCGGGGCGCCCCGAUCCGCCGCCACCACAUCCAGCAGCGGGAGGCGGGGAGGGGGGAAGAUGCGCUGAGCCGGUCGCUGCAAAGGUCUCCAAGUUGGCCUAUGGUAUUUAUCUAAGCAGAUACUGAGAAGUACGGUGUCAUUGGGUGUAUUCUUGGCAAACUCCAAGCCUGCAUGUGAAAUGUGAGAUCUCAGCAGAAGCACAUUGUAGUUUAGCAACUUUGCAAGAGUGCUGUUUUUAUCACUGCCCUAGAAGAUACAGUAAUAAGCUGAAGCUCUUCUGUUCUGGAUGCUGCAACACAUACUUUGAUGGUACUGCUAUGUGGAUAUUUGUUAGCAAUGACUGAUGUGGAAUCUACAUAUGCAGACUUUAUUGCUUCAGGAAGAACAGGUAGAAGAAAUGCACUACAUGACAUACUUGUGUCCUCUCCAGGUGGGAACUCUAGUGAACUAGCCUUAAAGUUAUCAGAGCUUGAUAUAAACAAAGCAGAAGGAGAAGGAGAUGCACAACGAAAUCCAAGUGAGCAAACGGGGGAGGCCCAAGGGGAGGCAGCAAAGCAAGAAAGCUGACAUCCGACUUUGACCGACUGGAGCAACUGCUGGAUGUUUUCAGGCUACAAGAGCAUGCUGGAACAAAUUUGUUUCCAUGAGCAAGCUGGUGGAAAAGCAAGUGCAUGUGUCUUCACUGCUGGAACCCAGUCAACACAAUGCUAAAAAUGGGGGUACAAGCUGUGGCAGAAGACAGAAUUUUCUCUACCUCUGUCAUUAGCAAUGGUUGAACAUGCAUUGAUUUUUGGGGUAGUGUCAUCAGAUGGAUCCCUUCAUAAUGACUACUUGAUGGGAACACUUUUAGAAAGUAGAACAAACAGGUAAAUCUUGUAGCAAAUGGCCUUUGAAACAUCAGAGGAUCUAAUAGUGUAUCUUAAGCAAAGGCUUGUGUGAUCCUCAGAGUUUAAAAUUCUCUGGCCAAAGUGUUCACCCAUUAAAAGAACUGUAAAGAAAGCACUGUUUUUAGAACUUUGCGUCUGUUUUACAGCUCUGUUAUUUACAAUGGUUUUUGUAUUGUAUGACUUAGAUGCUCCACACUGCCCCUUCUCAACUGCUUAUGAAGAAUAUUUCUGUUACUGUGAAUUUUUCUACCACGCGUUUUGAAAGGGCUGUUUUUUUUGCAUAAUGUGGUGAUGUGCACAUGAUAGAUUUAAAACGUCAACCGCUAAAUUGAUUAUGCCUAAACCUAAAUGACUCAGCAACACUCUAAUUUGUUACUAGAUAAGCCUUCAAAACGAUUCAUUAAUGUGAAUACUUCGGUGUGUUUUGUGUCCUUGGUACAUUUUUGCCACUUGCCUGUAGUUAGUUGCAUAUCAGAGACUCAAAUCGAAUCUUUGAUGUUAUUCUUCCCCAUUUUCUAAUUUUACUCCCAAUUUCUUAAUCUUUCUCCAAGCUAUUUUUUUAAAAUGUUAGUCCUAGUAUUUUAUUGUAAUGGUAGUUUUAAGAAUACAUUUAUAACCUUAUAUGGGUUAAAAUUCAAACAAAUUCCAUGGUGCUAGAGAUUUUUCUGGUUCACAUUGUUAAAGAUGGUCCUUGUAUACACAUGGGAAAAUAAGUGGCAUAGGUUAUGGCCAAUUAUCUAUUCUGGAAUGAGUUUUAGAUCGCAGGAUAGUCCAAGUAGUGGAUCAUCAACCAGGUCCAGCCAGGGGAACUACCUUUUUCUACUCCUUGGCUUUGCCUCAGUUGAGCAGGCUGUUGAGUUUGCACAUCCAGUAGCCUGUUUACUGAUGUACCAGACACAGCCAAGUGCUAGAAGAAGCUGCCCCAGCAGCCUUUUGGUCAGGUUGUGGAAAAGGACGUUGAAAGAGUUAGAAGCUAGCACCCAAAAUACUAGAUUUUUCCUAUUUCAGCAAUUCCAAAAUGGCAGUCUGAACUGGACAUUUACUGAAAUACCAGGUUAGCUUGUCCAUCCAGGGGACUCCUUAAAAUACCCAUAAAUUAAUAACCUAUUCUGCCAUAGCUGUGCUGAUUGAUUUCCUUCCCACCCCUGCCCCAGCAGACAAGGCCAUACAUGAGGCUGAACUCUGCAAAAUGGGGCAGUUAUACUUGCGUGUGACUGAGGUGAGAAAAGAGAGUGACUGACUAGUAAACCAUGGCAAUCACAUAAGUACCAAUCGCAAAGUCAGAAGAUUUUUUUUCUUUUUAUUAACGGGAGGUGAUGUCACUUUCUUUAUAUAUAAUUAUAUAUAUAUUAUAUAUAUUUUUGUGUUGUUGUUGGUUUCAAAUGUUAUGCACUUUUUAAUGUUUGUAAACUUUUACUAAUGAAUAGUGUGAUUGCUUCCUGAAUAUAUUAAUCAUCAGUUAACAAAACAUAUUUGUGGCCACAGUUAUUUGUUUCUACCAUAUGUAUCAUAGUAUUUGUCACAUGAAAUUCUUUUGUGAGAUGUGUGGAGAAAAAAAAAACACUUCUGAUCAGUAUUAUGAGCUCAUUUAUUAAUGUUAAUAAAAAAACAAGCCAGCA